GUCUCAAGCCAAUCUAUCACCUGCUACAUCUCUGCCGCUGCUGGCCAGCUGCGAUGGCCGGCUGCUUCUUGGCGACGACGAUCACGCCGACGAUCAGUCGCGCUGUCGUCGGCCUCGUCAUCAUCUCCUUCUCCGUAGUCGUUUGCUGCCUCCCCGUCGCCGCCGCCUUGUCCUUCAACUACUCCGCCUUCUCCCCAAAAAUGCAAAACAGCAUCAUCAGAUGCGAAGGCGACGCCUACAUCAACAACGGCGACGGGUGGAUCGAGGUGACCGCCAACAGGAUGAGCGGCAUCGGCGGCAGCCGCGGCCGCGCGUCGUACGGCGCCGAGCCGGUGCGCCUCUGGGACGGGGACACCGGCGAGGUGGCCAGCUUUACCACGCGCUUCUCCUUCGUCAUCAACCCGCCGCCGCCGCUGGGAAUCAACAACAAGGGCACCGGCAUGGCCUUCUUCCUCGCCGCCUACCCGUCCAGCCUCCCGGCGGUGUCCGCGGCCUACAACAUGGGCCUCACCAACCAGGCCCCCGACGCCGUGGCCGCCGGCGAUGCCCGGUUCGUGGCGGUGGAGUUCGACACCUUCAACGACACCGCCGCGCUGGACCCCGACAAGACCUACGACCACGUCGGGAUCGACGUCAACUCCAUCAGGUCGGUGGGCACGCUGAGCCUGGACAGCUUCAGCCUCGUCGGGAACCUGACCGCCGAGAUCACGUACGACAACGUCUCCAGCGUCCUGGCGUUGAAGCUAUGGCUGAGCACCGGAGAUGGAACGGACGGCUUGCCGUCGUACGACCUUAGCCAUAAGGUUGACCUCAAGAGCGCGUUGCCGGAGAACGUCUCCGUCGGCUUCUCCGGCUCGACGUCCACAUCCAUCGAGCUGCAUCAGCUGCGUUCCUGGUACUUCAGCUCGUCACUUGAGCCCAAAGCACCUCUGCCGCCGCCGCCGCCGCCAAUACUUCCUCCUCCUCCUCCGCCGCCGCCUUCUUCCUCGACGACCCCGAGCACCUCCGGUCCCGGAUACGGUGGAGUUAUAGCGGGAGCCACCGUCGGCGCGGCGCUGUUCCUCGUGGUCGCCAUGGCCGCAGCUCUGCUCCUCGCACGGCGGCGCCGGAGGAAGAACAGGGAGCUGGAGGAGAACAUUGGCGGCGGCACGGACGACGGCGACGAUGCCGACAUCGAGAUGGGGACGACGGGGCCGAGGCGGUUCCCGUACCACGAGCUCGUCGACGCGACGAGGGGCUUCGCGCCGGACGAGAAGCUCGGGCAGGGCGGCUUCGGCUCGGUGUAUCGCGGGUUCCUGCGCGAGCAGGGCGGCCUCGCCGUCGCCAUCAAGAGGUUCGCCAAAGGCUCCUCCCUGCAAGGGCGGAGGGAGUACCGGUCGGAGAUCAAGGUGAUCAGCCGGCUCCGCCACCGGAACCUGGUGCAGCUCGUCGGCUGGUGCCACGGCCGCGACGAGCUCCUCCUCGUCUAUGAGCUCGUGCCCAACCGCAGCCUCGACGUCCACCUCCACGGCGGCAAUGGUGGCACCUUCCUGACGUGGCCGAUGAGGGUCAAGGUCGUCCUCGGGCUCGGCUCCGCGCUGCUCUACCUCCACGAGUGGUCGCAGUGCGUCGUGCACCGCGACGUGAAGCCCAGCAACGUGAUGCUGGACGAGUCCUUCGACGCCAAGCUCGGCGACUUCGGGCUCGCGAGGCUUAUCGACCACGCCGUCGGGAUGCAGACCAUGACCUCCGUCUCCGGCACGCCGGGCUACGUCGACCCGGAGUGCCUCAUCACCGGCUGGGCCAGCGCCGAGUCCGACGUCUACAGCUUCGGCGUCGUCGUGCUGGAGGUCGCAUGCGGGAGGAGGCCGAUGAGCCUGCUGGCCGGCGGCGCCGUGUUCCGGCUGGUGGAGUGGGCGUGGGAGCUAUACGGCCGGGGGGACACGCUGGCGGCGGCCGACGAGCGGCUCAAAGGCGAGUUCGACGCGGCGGAGGUGGAGCGCGUCGUGGCCGUCGGGCUCUGGUGCGCGCACCCGGACCCGCGUGCGCGGCCGUCCAUCAGGGCCGCCAUGGUCGCCCUGCAGCCCGGCGGUCCUGUGCCGGCGCUUCCUCCCAGGAUGCCCGUGCCGACGUACGCGGCGCCGGUGGCCCCGCCGGAGGGCCUCUUCUCCUCUACCGGCAGUAUGGCGAUGACGUCAUCCGGUUUGACUCAGUCGUCAACAACGACGACUACGACUCAGACCUCUUGUUCCUCCGACGCGUCGGCCACGUCAGCCGGUAUCAAGGACUCGUCGUCGCUGCUCAAACAUCAGUACUAAGCUGAUUCCAACAGUGGGUCUGCAGCCCCAGCCCGCAGCCACAGCCACAUCAGCGCCACAUCAGCUCUCGCCAGCCCACUCGACCCCAGCGCUCCAUCAGUGAGCCUGCAGCCUCAGCCCACAGCCACGUCAGCGCCACGUCAGCUUUUCCAUUCCAGACUUAACCAUUUCAGAACGCGUUCUUUUAUAAUUUAAAUGGACACAAUAACCUCAUUUUAUUAAAUUUAAAAAUUCGGAAAUUACAUAAAAAUUCGAAAUAAAAAUUACACGACAAUUUAAAAUAAAAAAAAUUACAUAAGAAUAAAAAAAUUACAUAAAUCUAAUGAUGAUUUUUGUUCCAAACAUGCUCAAUCAAAUCCCUCUGAAGCUGUGAAUAUACUUGCCCUGAUGUCAUCGCGGCCUCUCUCUGAAGGCGAAUUGCUAGACUCGGCGGUGCGUUGUAGUGGAUCGCUGGUCCGACGAAAGAAGUGACAGUCUCAUAGUUUUCGUCAAACGAUCCGCCUCGCUCGUCAUCGAUGAUCAUGUUGUGCAAAAUAAUGCAAGCACGCAUGAUCAACCCAAGAGUACGUUGAGAGUAAGAACGUCCGGGAAUGGCGAGUAUGUUGAACCUCUUCUUCAAUAUCCCGAAUGCACACUCAACAUCUUUCCGCACUGAUGCUUGCUGCUCUGAAAAAAAGCGAUGCUUCUCCAGUUGUGGAAGAGGCACGCCCUUCA
Panicum virgatum (switchgrass) is the source of this 3011-nucleotide messenger RNA. RefSeq names its product L-type lectin-domain containing receptor kinase IX.1-like. Gene Ontology annotation, molecular function: carbohydrate binding; ATP binding; protein kinase activity. The record is from RefSeq and is a predicted model, not a curated record. The transcript has a single exon. Gene Ontology annotation, biological process: protein phosphorylation. Lineage: Eukaryota; Viridiplantae; Streptophyta; Magnoliopsida; Poales; Poaceae. Bases 54 to 2297 code for a protein of 747 amino acids. Gene Ontology annotation, cellular component: plasma membrane.